UGGGACUGCCACUCACGAAAAGCGUGCUGAGCAGCCCUCGGAGACAGGUAGAGGAGGGGGCGGAGUUAGCGGCCAGUGAUGGGAGUGUAAUGAGCGGGCUGCACUCAGGUGUAAACUGAAAUUAAUGGACACGUGACAGUCUUAACAGAAAUCAUUAUUAACUGGUAAAGAUCUUUUACACUCCAUCAUGGACGAAACAGAGCUACGGAGGAUGUCAGUGGGCCACGGUUUCAGUGUCCUGGCUGUGGUUUUGUCUCUAUGCAUUCCACCCCUGUUCCUAGACGACUUUUCUCUUUUAGGAACGCAUGUGACGUGGCUUUGUGUCUGCUCUGCUUUUGUCAUUGCUGUCAACAUAAUCCUACUUCUGACAUUAAAGCCAAACCCUUCGUAUAAAAGAACUUCAUUUGGAAGUAAAGUAAAUAAAUUUUCAAAAUCCUGCAUAUACUUUUUCAUUUCAUGUUUGGUGUUUCAUGCAGUCCUAUUUUUGUAUGGUGCCCCUCUUUUAGAGUCAGUGCCAGAGACCUUUAUGUUUUCUGUUCUCCUGUCUUCUUUCAUAACGUCACGUUGUCUUUUUAUACUUGGUCCAAACUUUCAUGCAUGGGUUCGUGUCUUCAGUAGAGAUGGGGCAAUGUGUGUCUGGGAUCACAGUCUGCAAAUCACAACCCUAGGUAGUGUGUUGGGCGCCUGGUUUGGAGCAUUCCCUAUACCGUUGGACUGGGAGAGACCAUGGCAGGUUUGGCCAAUUUCCUGUUCUCUUGGAGCUACGAUGGGGUACGUAGCUGGCCUCCUUUUUGGCCCUUUGUGGAUUUAUUGGAACAGGAAGAGACUCACAUACAAAAACAGGUAGAAGUUAAAUCGACUGUUUGUGCCAAUUCCACCAGAAACAUGAAUGCGUCCCAAGUCGGAGCAUUGACAUCACAUUGGAGAGAUCAAGUUCGGACGGAUUGUUGUCUGUGUGCCGCAGCCCCAUGAGACAUGGGACAGUUGUAGCUUGUAAAACCCUGAGGAAACUAUUUUUACUUUCAAAGACAACGUGGAUCAAAUAUUAUUUUCUUUGAAAUGCUUUCACUUUGGAAAUUGUGGUGUUUAAAAAGCAGAUCAAUAAAAUAUUUAUGCAGCU
Molecule: messenger RNA, 1120 nt
Organism: Pelobates fuscus (common spadefoot toad)
Lineage: Eukaryota; Metazoa; Chordata; Amphibia; Anura; Pelobatidae
Gene: PIGF
Product: phosphatidylinositol glycan anchor biosynthesis class F
Exons: 7
Coding region: 188-847 (219 amino acids)
Biological process (GO): GPI anchor biosynthetic process
Cellular component (GO): endoplasmic reticulum membrane
Source: RefSeq, a predicted model, not a curated record